This is a messenger RNA of Anopheles funestus (African malaria mosquito), 4853 nucleotides long. RefSeq lists its product as uncharacterized. Gene Ontology annotation, molecular function: heme binding; peroxidase activity. Gene Ontology annotation, biological process: response to oxidative stress. The transcript is spliced from 8 exons. Bases 16 to 4704 code for a protein of 1562 amino acids. Lineage: Eukaryota; Metazoa; Arthropoda; Insecta; Diptera; Culicidae. The record is from RefSeq and is a predicted model, not a curated record.
AAGGUUCAAGUCUAAAUGGACAUCGUAUGCGCUGUAACUUUGUACUGCCAGAAGCAAGAAGUGGAUCGAGAACGGAUCGUGCAGUUGAUCAACGUCGAACAUGCAGUGGAAAAUCAUCGUGAGCAUCGCGUACCUUCAUUCCAAUCGUGCGCAGUUCCCUCCGUACAGUCUUCUCAAUGGCCGGCCAUCAAACCCGAUUCAACGCUGAUUAAAUAUACUAAAAACUCCUAUAAAUUGGACAAUUACUCGGCAAGAAUGGCGACAAAUGAUCAACAAGCGAAGGCAAUAAAUCGAAUUGCGCCGUGUUCUUCGAUGCAACGACUCCAUAUGACCUCCACAAUGCACACGACAUCGACAGUAAAGUGCUUUAGCUGUUUCUGGACUUUUGUGUGGAUUAUGGUGAUUUACCUAAGUUUUGCCUGUUGUAUGGCCGUAGAAAUCUCCUCAGAGGAACAUUUGAAUGACGUGGAACAACAUGAGCUGAUAAAUAAUACUCCGAACACCUUAAAUCUUGAUCUUCCACGUCCGAUCGUAACAAUCCCAAGGGAUGAUAAUCUAACUCAAUCCGAUGCCUUGAUGAUAUCGCCGAGACGGCACAAAACACGUCGAAAGGGUACUAGCACUGCAAGCAAUGCUCGUCCUAACAAAACGAAAAAAAGGAAAAAUGUCAUGCAGGUAGCAUUACAAACAGCCGCUCGGAAAGGACUGGAAGCGAUGAUCGAGCUAUAUGAUCGAGCCGAACCCAAUCUGCUAAAACGAGGAGCCAUUUUGGAUGCGAAUGAUCCGGGAGCAUUGUUGGCACAGUUUAGCGCUUCCAACCAGACGGAAAUGGAUGCCAAAGCUGCGUACGCAACACUUGUCGCUGCAAAAACGUUCAAAGAAAGCACCAACGUCGAGUAUAUUGCCAUCGGUCGACAGGCACCUCCGAAAAUUUCACUAAAGAAAACACCGCUUGAAAAGUUGUGUCCAUCGCGGGAAUCGCCACGCUGUGUUCCAGCUAGCCUGCGGUAUAGAACGCACGAUGGAACGUGCAAUAACGCCCGCAGACCACGAUGGGGAUCGGCGCAGAUGCCGUUUCAUCGGUUUCUGGCUCCGGAGUAUCAAGACGGUGUCGAGGGGAUACGUCGAUCCGUAACUGGCGCAACGUUACCGUCGGCCAGAUUCGUCAGCCUCGUGGUGCAUGGGUCCCGCAACGAAGAAGCACCCGUGACGAUGAUGUUGGCCCUCUGGGGACAGCUGAUUGAUCACGACAUCACAGCCACAGCCCAGCCGCGCAGCAUUAAUGGAUCCACGCCUCGCUGCUGCAACGGAGGCGAAGAAAGCACUCAUCCCUCCUGUUUGCCGAUCAAAGUUCCGCACGACGACCCUUGGCUGUCACAUCUCGGUGUGCGCUGUUUGGAGUUUCUUCGGUCAGCACCGGCUCAACGACGCGACUGUUUGCUCUCGUGGCGGGAACAAACAAACCAGGCCACCUCUUUCCUGGACGCUUCACCGAUCUACUCGAGCAAUCCGCGUUCGUCAGACAAUGCACGGAUCUUUCGUAACGGCAUGCUGCUGUUUGGACGUGGUCCACCACACGAGGACGUCUGCUUUCGGGCGGCCCUUGCGAACCAAUGCAUACGGCCCGGUGACAGUCGGAGCGGAGAGCAGCCGGGACUGCUAAUGAUGCACAUGAUAUGGGUGAACGAACACAACCAGAUCGCAACGCGCCUAUCGGACAUUAAUCCCCACUGGAGCGAUGAGAAAGUGUACCAGGAAACGCGACGCAUCGUAGGAGCACUUUUCCAGCACAUUACCUAUCGGGAGUUUUUGCCACUGGUGCUGGGCAAGGAGGUGUGUCGACUGUUCGAUCUGGAGCUAGAAACGAGUGGCUACUAUCGCAACUAUGACGCUAACGUGAACCCUACCAUAGCCAACGAAUUUUCGGCCGCUGCCUUUCGUUUCGGACAUUCGCUUAUCCAGAGCACGUACAUGCGUGCUGACCGGCAUCACCGUUUCAUCGCAAACAAUGUCAGUCUGCACGAGGACACGUCUGAGGGUGAUUUUGGAGGUCCGGGUUCGUUGCACAGGUUGCUGCGUGGUAUGGUCAACCAGAGGGCACUGAAACGCGACGAGUUCAUCACGGCUGAGCUGACAAAUCAUCUGUUCCAGACUAAAAGUUUCCCGUUCGGGCUCGAUUUGGCUGCGAUCAACAUCCAGCGCGGUCGUGAUCAUGGACUUCCGGCGUACGUCAAUUGGCGUGGUCCGUGCGGUCUGUCAACGGUGAAAGACUGGUCCGAUUUGGAACGCAUCAUGGGUCCAGCAUCGACGAAUCGUUUACAGAAAGCUUAUCGUACCGUUGAUGACAUUGACUUGUUUGUCGGUGGUUUAGCAGAACGUCCGGUGGUGGGUGGAAUCGUCGGUCCAACAUUCUCCUGUAUUAUUGCUCAACAGUUCAGCAACUUGCGUAAAGGCGAUCGGUUUUGGUACGAAAAUCCAGGCUUCGAAUCAUCGUAUACACCUGCCCAGCUCGAAUCGAUUCGUCAGGUAGCGUUUUCGCAAGUGCUUUGCCGUGCGCUGGGCGGUGGCGGAACACUGCAACCAUUCGUGUUUCUUCCUUCGGAUUUUGGCCAGAACGAAAGACUACCGUGCGAAUCGAGACUUAUGGCACCCAUCGACUUGACGCCAUGGAAAGAACGUGACCCAUUCAAUAACGAUGCCGGAGACGAAGACGAGGACGACGACGAAGAUGACGAAGACGAUGACGAUGUGCUACCAGCGAACGGUAUCAUAGCUACGGCCGACCAAGACACCGCACAAUCUUCGACAUUUUCUUCAACGACGAGCACUACGCGACGCCCUACUUUGGUACUAGACACUUCCAGUAAUGUCAUCAAUAAAGUGGACCUUAUAACGAACGGCAAUACUGGGGUGCAACCGAACCGACAGAGACCACAAUCUUCGACAUUGACAGUCGGACCUACAGUUAUCAUUAGCAACAAAGUAGACUUUUCACCGACAUCCAGCAGACCACUGCCCAGUGGACAAUCUUCGACUUCGACGGUUAUAGAUCACAAACUGGACCUGAAGGUGACUACGAAACCUACUCAGAAACGCAAACCUACCCGCAAAACGACUACCAAGAAACGUCCCACACCGUCAGCGAAUCGACCACUAGUGAACAAUAAUUUGGACUUUUCCGCUUCACGUAACGCAAACGGCACAGUUACUUCCGACGAGGACUCCACAGACCGGCAGCCACUUGCACGUACGAGACGGGCAUUGAGUAAAGUUAGGGAGCAGGACGCACGUUACGGAUACUACCAAACACCUUCUCCACCACCUGAUUACAAUGACUACGACGAGGAUUAUAAUACGGACUAUGAUCCACCUCCACCGUACUUUGCCUAUGUCUAUCAUCGACCAACUACUACAACGACUACAACGCAGACUCCACCGUACGGAUAUUAUCCUCCCUAUGGAGGAGGCUAUUACACAGCCCCACCGACGCCACCUCCUCCUCAUCCACCAAAUCCAUACUUCGACACCCGAAGACCGUUACGUACAACGACACCACGACGUAGACUCUCGGACAAACUUACGCUUAACGCCGACCUACCACCGCAACACGCUUCGCAGCGGCCAAGGACAUCGACGCAUAGACCACUGACCGACAAUAACUUUCACAAGACACCAUCCAAUAAACCAUUCAAACCAUCUUCUCUCGCACAAACUUCUGUCUUCUCUGUAGACUUCAAAAACCUUCCCACUGAAAGUCGUAGCCUAUCCACUAACAGUAGUAAAUCUUUACUUCCUGCUGUCUCUGCCACAACUACUACUAGUGACACUAUCUACGUCUCAAACGAAUCCUCUGUCGCUCUGACAGCUACUCGAUCGGUUUUUCCUACUUCCGGGGAUCUUCCUAUGAAACUUUCGGAAUCUUUCUCUGUCUACGACUACGGCAAUGACUAUGACGAUACGGUACCGAAUCCUAGUAGACAAACGGCAACGGACGCCGACACUGAUGGUGACCGACUUCUGGUACUUCCGCUAGACGAACACGACGGCUAUCUACGACCGGAGCAAACACAUUAUGAACCUCUUGUACGCCAAUCCGUAGUCAGUAUGGAUCAGACUUAUCGAGACUAUUGGACGAAGGAAAGAACCAACACAAGACAUUAUACUGACUAUUUUACGCCAGGUACUUUUCGACCUUUGUACCACGACCUAGCACAAAACGACAGAUACGCUCCCGGACAUGACAAACAACUGCUGUUAGAUGACUACUCAGACAAAUUCGUUGGACUGUUACUAGACGGUGCAAAACGUGACGCUACGAUUCCUGACAAAGACAAUCGACCGACCGUUAAGACACAGGACCGUAAUAGAUCAAGAAUGAUUGACUCCGAAAAGACGCAGAAUGACGCCCGCUACAUGACUGAGCAACGUGCUAUCCGAGACGAUACAAGCAAAGACAGAACAUCGAUAACGAAACUCAAAAACAAACGACCGACCAUCAACCGACUGAAGACGUCAACCAAAAAACCGAGUGCCAUUUCUUUGGUACCGUUUGUACUAUUAACCAGCAUAGACAGACCGGACAAUUGGGUAAUGUACCAUUCCAAGCCAUCGAAACAUCGAAAACCUCCGGCAACGGUACCACUGCUAAAGAGUGAUACAUUUUCUCUCAGCGAGUUCCCAAAACCGAUUGCCGACCCAGACUGAAGUAACAUGUGGCUGAGUUUUGCUGCAAUUUUUAACGCAUUUCCAUGAAUACUUUACUGCAUACCUUACAUUAUCAUCAUAUGGCUAUUUAUUUAUUCCACAACAUAAAAUAAAAUUUUAUUGAAGAAUGCAUAUCAUAUUAAAAGCAA